AUGGUUUUUGUCCAUGAUCACCUGAAAGAGCUUCAUGAACCCAGUGGAGAGGCAGCAGUGAGACUUCGGAGGACUGUGGGACCUUGCCUUCCAAACCCAUGUUUCCACCAGGGAGAAUGUAAGGCUGUGGGCAACAGUCCAAAUUGCACUUGUAAGACUGGCUUCAUGGGCCCAUUCUGCAAAGAUAUGGAGGUGAAACUCCAGUGUGAGGAGGAGUAUAUGAAGAUGAUGGUGAGAAAGGAAGUGUUUGAGGCCCUGAAAGUCCCCUUGAGAUCUGUCCAUCUGAUGAACAGUUCUUGCGCUGUUUCUGAGCAAGAAGAGGAUGGAGAAAGCUUCUUCGGAGCCAAGUUGACAAGCGAAAACCACACGGCCUGCGGGUCAGAGAUCAAGGUCAACGGUUCUCACCUGUCUUAUGCCAACGUGAUAGAAUCAGACCGGGAGGAUAAUGGUGUGAUCACCAGGAGCGCACUCAUCCGCAUACACUUCUCCUGCAUCUAUGCCUACAAGCGUGUGGUCAGCUUGCUCUACUCACUCAAGGCUAUGGACACGUUUGUGCAAUUUUCGGUCAAAGAAGGAGACUUCACUGUAACGAUGGCCCUCUACGAGAAUGCCAGCUUCGAGAAGCCUUAUAGCCAGCAGCCACUGGUGCUUCUCAUGACAGACACCCUCUACGUCCUCCUGCGGAUCGAAGGGCAAGCCCAGGUGAAGUUCUUCUUCCUAAGUGUGGACGACUGCUGGGGCACCCCAACGAAUGACCCCGAAGACAGCACAAAGCACUACCUGAUCAUGAAAGGGUGCCCACAUGACAAGACACUGGAGUUCCUCAAUGCCAUUGGAACCAGCACAGUGGCAAAGUUCAGCUUUCAGAUGUUUCAGUUCAAAAACCUGUCGGAAGUGUACCUGCACUGCCAAGUCCGUCUGUGCAUUCCAGCCAACCAGGAGCCAUGCGCCAAGCAAUGUCCCAUCAAGCAGAGGAACAAGAGGGAGCUGGCUGACGACUACAUGAAGAUUGUCUCCUAUGGACCCAUUGUGUUUGCAACCCACUCGCACCUGGAAAUCCGGAACACCCAUGAUCAGCCAUCCUUCUGGGGAUCGCAGCUGUGGAUCCCUGGUGUGAUGAUUGUGGUAGCCCUCAUUGCAACCUUCAUCUUCAUUGCUGUUGCCAAAGUCAUGAAGAAAUGAGCAACUUCUCAACAGCAGACUUCCAAAUAAAUCUAUAAUUGCAGAUCACACCAGGGCCAGUUUGCAAUUGUCUCCCUUGAAAGAGGUUCCAAACGCCUGCCGUGCUGAAAGUUCUCUGCGGUUUCCUGCUAGUCCUCCUUCAGCUGAAUGAAAUUGGUUUCCCAGGUUCCUUUAAGUGAGAGGAGAAAUUUGGAGAAAUUCUCACAGGUCCAAUGUGGAGUUCUUGUGCCCAUUGAUUGACCAAGUGGCUCAGGAAUGGGUGCAAAUGUCUUGUCAUCUCACAAGUGAUCUGCAGACUCUCUGGCUUCCAGUAGAUCCCCCAGGAAAGCCCUCUUCCUAGGGGCUUUUCCAGACUGGGAAAUAUGAGCAGCCGGCGAGGCUCCAGGCCAAUGGAAAGAUGGGGAUCAGAAAACAGCCACCCCAGCC
Candoia aspera is the source of this 1608-nucleotide messenger RNA. Its product is annotated as uromodulin-like. The record is from RefSeq and is a predicted model, not a curated record. Gene Ontology annotation, cellular component: cell surface. Bases 1 to 1182 code for a protein of 393 amino acids. The transcript is spliced from 8 exons. Lineage: Eukaryota; Metazoa; Chordata; Lepidosauria; Squamata; Candoiidae.